Rubroshorea leprosula is the source of this 545-nucleotide messenger RNA. Lineage: Eukaryota; Viridiplantae; Streptophyta; Magnoliopsida; Malvales; Dipterocarpaceae. The record is from the annotation of a GenBank genome assembly.
AGAAAAAAGUGAAGAAACUCCUCCAGGAAGGUUUGUCACCGUCUUAAUUGCAUCCGAUCGCCAUGAAGCCAGAGUCGAAGCAGACUUUCCGCAAUAAAACUGACAAAUCCAGUGCUUCCUGCUACGACUUCACCAAACUCUCUGAGGCACUUGAGUCCACCCAGCAGAACAACAGUGGUGGAUUUAUCGCCACCGUAGCUGACUCUGGUGCUGUACGGAGCGACAGCAAGUCUCUUUAUGAGCUCAAAGAGAUGUCUCAGGCAUUGAAUCAUGUGGAGAAGAACCUUAAGAAGGUUAAGAGGAGCCUCAAGCCUAAGAAGCGGUGCAAGAAGUUGAUGAAUCGAAAACAGAGCAUAAAUAUUCAAGCGUUUGAGGAUUUUGAAAAGCUUAAUCCAAUCGCCUAUCUGCUUUUCCAGGAGCGUCCGUUCACAAUAUUAUCCGUGGUUUAUUGAAAUGCCAUGAUCUCAAGUCUUAAAUUAUCAACUUCUUCAGUCUAAUUGUAAGGAGAUUAAUCAUAUAUGCAGCAAUUAAUUAAUUUCUUCUCC